Molecule: messenger RNA, 1062 nt
Organism: Suillus clintonianus
Lineage: Eukaryota; Fungi; Basidiomycota; Agaricomycetes; Boletales; Suillaceae
Product: kinase-like domain-containing protein
Exons: 6
Coding region: 126-1001 (291 amino acids)
Biological process (GO): protein phosphorylation
Molecular function (GO): protein kinase activity; ATP binding
Source: RefSeq, a predicted model, not a curated record
UACAAGUCCUCGCUAACGCUCGGAACCCGCCACAUACAACACUGUAGACUACUAUAAAGCCUCAAAGCUUUGCGCUUCCUGUGGUCUCCAUCACUUUCUCAUUCACCCCUAGUCUACCACAUCCAAUGGCCUCCAAUCUCACAACCAACGCUGUGUAUGACCUAACAAGAAGGGUUGUGAGGACCAAUGAGGCAAUCAACACCACAGACUCCCUACACGACCCUAAGGUACGGAAGGGUACGUACACAUUCAUAGGAGGCCGACAAGAAGUUGUGGCUGUGAAAGUCAUGAGACCAAUAUCGUUUUUCGACAAUGAAGAGGCGGAGGAAGCAACUCAGCUUCUCCUACAGGAAGUAAGAAUAUACUACACAUGUAGUCAUGUCAACUUGGCCUCAUUUGAUGGUAUAUGUUACGAGAACAUGCGAGAGAAGCGCAUCCCCUGUCUGAUAAUGUCGUUCUAUAAGAACGGGUCUAUCAUGGAGUACAUGAGAAACAAUCUGGGUGCUGUGCGGAUGGACUUGCUUCGCCAAGUUUUUGCUGGAUUGACUUAUCUGCAUAGCCGAAAUGUCGUUCAUGGCAACCUCAAACCUACAAAUAUUCUCAUCGACGAUGGAGACAAUGCAUUGUUAGUGAACUUUGGGCUCACUCCGAUGCCUUGUGUGAUGGAAACAUUGGAAAGGACAGCGGAGACGGCUCUGUCGUGGGUUCGGUGCCGCUACUUCAAGUUGGCGCCCGAGUUGCUGUUAACACCACCAACACGAACAUUACCAUCAGACGUCUGGCCAGCAGGGAUGGUGGGUCUACAGAUUCUUUCUGGAAAUAUCCCGUAUAUGGAACACAACAUAAAGGACGGACUCACCGGCGCUUUGAUGGCUAAAGAAAUACUACCCUCUCGUUUGGAAUGGUGCAUGGUCUGCAUUUUGGCAUUGUUGGCAGAUCCCAACCAGACGACCGACUAUGAAAAAAUUGCUGGAUUACUUGGACUAUCAUUAUGCACCUGACUCGGGAAGGUGCCGUUAGAGUUACCAGAAUUCGCGGUUGUAGGCUAUGUACAUAGGUUUG